Spodoptera exigua (beet armyworm) is the source of this 1632-nucleotide messenger RNA. The record is from the annotation of a GenBank genome assembly. NCBI's taxonomy places the organism in Eukaryota, Metazoa, Arthropoda, Insecta, Lepidoptera, Noctuidae.
GCAAAUCUUGAAAUACAACUUCACACAAUCUUGUCAAAACGAACGAAAUUUCUAAAAACCUUGCGACAGCUGUUUAUUAAAAUAAAAUACAAAAGUAUUUUUAUCGCGUUCGCAGUAAAUAUUAUUUUUAUUGUAACAACGUCUUAGACAGAAGCUUUGUUAGUUGUUGUUGAGAACUAUUGCGGUUCGCUCGUUGUAUUUUUGUAGUGUGAUUAUUUAUUUGUUAAUUAAACGCAGUUAGUGAUGGCUAGUGAAAAACCAGUGUCUGGAGGUGAAGCUUCAAAUUUGGCGAGUUCUCAGGCUUUGCAACCUGCUGAGGAUGAAAAUGCGAAGUCAUGUUGGGUGUGUUUUGCAACGGAGGCCGAUGAUAGGUUGGCUGCAUGGGUACAGCCUUGUAAGUGCAUCGGGACCACGAAAUGGGUGCAUCAAAGUUGUCUGCAGCGGUGGGUGGACGAAAAGCAAAGAGGUAACAUAACUCGGAAAGUGCUGUGUCCUCAGUGCAAGGCAGAAUAUAUUGUUGUGUUCCCGUCUAUGGGUGCAUUUGUUGCACUUCUAGACGCGAUGGAAGAGAUCACUCACAAGAUUUGCCCGUUCAUCGCCGGAGGAGUACUCUUAGGCUCUAUAUAUUGGAUCGCGAUUACGUAUGGAGCUGUUACCGUUAUGCAGGUGGUGGGUCACAGGGAAGGAUUAGAGAUGAUGGAGUCAGCAGAUCCCCUUGUCCUGCUGGUCCUGCUGCCGACGAUACCAGUGACGUUGAUCAGCGCUAAAAUGUAUAACUGGGAGGAUUCCGUCUUACUCUUCCUGAGGAAGUACUGCGCGAAGAUACCCGCUCUCUCUUAUAUACUGCCGUUUGGCAAUGUGGAAGGCGACAGAGGCGCUUUAGUGGGUCACAACAACCAGCAUCAAACGAACAACUCUCAUCUAUCACCCACACGGAUCUUCUGCUCAGCACUCCUACUGCCGACCAUUUCCACAAUCAUAGGCAAAAUAUUCUUCCGAUCCAUACAAAACAACCUACACAGGACAAUACUAGGCGGUAUCACCUACAUCACGAUAAAAGGAGCUUUAAAAAUCUAUCACAGACAAAUGUUGUACAUAAGGCACUCGAGUAGGAAAAUUUUAGAUUACACAGAGUCAAAUCUGAAGUUGUACAGAAGUGCCGCCACCUCGACCACGACAGAUGCCAUAUCCAGCACGCGUGACGACACGGAACAAGUCGUCUAAAUAGUUUUAGUAUGUACAUAUGUAUAGUCGACUAAGUGCGCGAUGUUCGCGGGGUGAAGAUGCCUUUAGAGUUUGUACCGAACUUUAUACAAAUAAAUGGUAAUUUAUAAGGUUUUAAUAGAAGGUGUGAGGAUGAAAAUUGACUAGUCUUUUUAGAUGUCGUUUUAAAAUCGAAUCACAAGAUGUGGUUGUAUGUAAUCGUUUCUGCAGAGCCUUACUGAGAGGUGUGAAGAAUGUGUGUGGAGUCCCAUCACUAUUAAUAUUAGUAAGCUAGUCGGGGAGACAGGCGCGAUGAAUCAUUCGCCAUCCAUAAAGUCGUAAUCGAAUCGCGCCACAUUGAAAACGAGAGACAGGGAUGUGUAUUGCGUAGUGUUUAUAAACCAUUUAUAGAACAGUUUAUAAAUGUCA